Molecule: messenger RNA, 4942 nt
Organism: Cololabis saira (Pacific saury)
Lineage: Eukaryota; Metazoa; Chordata; Actinopteri; Beloniformes; Belonidae
Gene: cavin2a
Product: caveolae associated protein 2a
Exons: 3
Coding region: 119-1510 (463 amino acids)
Cellular component (GO): cytoplasm; caveola
Molecular function (GO): protein kinase C binding
Source: RefSeq, a predicted model, not a curated record
GAUACACGAAGGGGCGUGGAGACCGAAUCAGUUUCCACAAAGUUACGCACCUCAUCUGCAGUUGUCUGCCGGAGCAAGUGUAAGUGAAAUAACCGGGAUAUUCACCCAGCUGUCAGCCAUGGAAGAAGAGCCGGGCAGCUCCGCGGCCACCGAGACCCAGGAGAUCCUCGUCCCCAGCAUCACCCCGGCUUCGGCCCCGUCCUCCCCGACCCCGCUCGGGACCCUGUCCCGGCUGAAGAGCCCCACCAGCCCCGGCAGCCCCGGCGGCCCCGGCAGCUGCCCCGCCAGCCCCGGCGGCCAGGUGAGCGCCAUCACGGUGGUGGCGCUGCUGGACAAGCUGGUCAACAUGCUGGAGUCGGUGCAGGACAACCAGCAGCGCAUGGAGCGGCGGCAGGCCGACCUGGAGGGCGCCGUGCGCGGCGUGCAGGGCGACGUGACCCGCCUGACCAAGACCCACGUCAGCACCUCCAACAGCGUGGGGAAGCUGCUGGAGAGAUCCCGCAAGGUGAGCGGGGGCCUCAGGGAGCUGCGGGAGCGGCUGGACAGGCAGGCCGGCCAGGUGAAGAAGCUGGAGGCCAACCACAGCCACCUGCUCAAGAGGAACCACUUCAAGGUGCUCAUCUUCCAGGAAGACAACGAGAUCCCCUCCAGUGUGUUCGUCAAGGACUCCCUGAAGACCCCACAACCAAGCCAGUAUGAUGCAGAAUCGACCCACCCUACACCAUCCGUCGCAGGUUCUGUUGAUGCCAUCCGUACACAAGACGAGGGCCUCCAGACCAUUAGCCUGUCCUCAGAUGAGGAUGCUGACCUUGCAGCCCUUCGAGAGGAAGAAGAGAUGCUGGAGUACGAGGGUGCAGGGGCCAGUUCCCUCAAGUAUGAAAGAAGGGCUGACAAGUUCAAGCGCUCUAGUCUGAAGAAAGUUGAUAGCCUCAAGAAGGCCUUCUCACGACAGAGCAUUGAGAAGAAGGUGACCCAGAUAACCACUAAGAUCGUACCGCCAGAGAAGCGUGAGAAAAUCAAGAAGAGCCUCACUCCGAACCACCCCAAGAGCCCGACUACCAAGACCUCUUCUUUUAAGGUGUCUCCCAUGACCUUCAACGUCAAGAAGGUCCGAGACGGGGAGGGCCCGGCACAAGAGGUUGGCUCACCUGGAGCAGAGGCCCAUGUAGAAAUUCCUCCCCUGGGAGGCCUGGAUGCCGAGAUUCCCCUGGCAGAGGUGCACAGCCCACAAGGGGUUGUGGAGGAGAUCCGGGAGCUGCUAAGCCCCUCCGGCCCGGAGGGCAUGAAUGUCGAGGUGUCGAUGAAUGGAAAAGACCCAGGCAUUGAAUGUGAGAUGAAUGGUGAUCAUUUAGCUUGCCUGGCCGUUCAAGAGCAUGAUGAGGAUAUUGGCGAAGAGGAAGAGGAGGAGGAGGAAGAAGGAGAAGUUGAAGAGAAACACAAAAGCCCUGUAGAGAUAGAGGCCGAUGCUCAGAUUCCUACAGCGGCGAUUGCUGUGGAGCAGGCAUCUUAAUAGUUUUCCAUUUUAUGAAUCACUUUUUAUUUCCUUCUUUAAUAUUCUUCCUCGAGUUUCUACACUUAUUGAAUACUCAGCAGGCACAAAGUAUCCUUCCACUCCGUACUUAGUUUCGUUGGAAUACAAAAGAAACAUACUCUUGAUUUCUUACGAUACUCCAUCCAUAAACCUUUACUACAGCGCUACCUAUCAUCAUCACCAGCAGAGUAAACACCACCACACGGUUUGCAUUAGCAACCAGACGUGACAGUACACCUCUGAAGAGUUCAGAUUGAAAUGUUCGGUGCAAAUCCUUCUCAAACUGGCUGCCCACAGAAGACAGGAUUACCCUAUAAAUCACAGUGCAGUUGGUACCCAUCACCUCCAUAAGUGCACAUCUCCAGGGCAUCGGACCAACUAUCUUCCUCCUGCUGAGUGUGUCUGCUACUGGUCCUUUCUUCCUGACUAAUAGCCUCUUUUGUUCUAUGUGGGGUUUUUUUUCUCUUUUUUUUCUUUGUGAAAAACAGUAAAUCUCUUGCAACAGUGGUGAAAGAGUUGGAAUGGGGAUUUCUUUGCAUCUUGAGCAAUGGGGGUGUUUUUCAUAGUAAAUUGAGAUUGUUUACUAGAUUGUUGCCAUGGCAUGGGUUGAGGAAGCCCUGAUCCUAACUAACACGUAACUUUAGGGGUCCAAUGGCUCUGACUUGUCCGCUGUCACAGUUGUGAACUGUAAGUAUGUCCUGUGGCAGAGUCAGUGUCUUCUUUCCCAGCCUUUUCACUGAAAACCGAUCUCAUUUGAUCUCUAUAUUAAAGAAAGGGUGUAUGAUUCUUGUAUGUCCAACCGAAAUUUAACCUAUAUGGCACAGAAAAAUAGAUACAGUUUGAAAUAAUCAAAAUGCUUUUGAAAAUGCAUUUAAAAAGGGAGAUAUUUGUGAAUAUUAGGUAGCUAUAUCAAACCUUUCUAUUACUGAUGCACUGCAAGACAAUAACAUUAUUCUCGAUGUUGAAACAAAAAAUGCUUCAGUAACGCAAAAGACCACAGAGGCUUUUAUGCUUUGUCACCUUUGCAGCCGUGAUUAUUUUUUGGCAAAUCAACUUUUAAUAUGCAUUUACAGAUAUGCUCAUUUUCUUAGGCAUGCUAUUUUUAUUUACCGCUUAAACACGGUGAAGCCAUUUUAUAACUGCCUUCAGUGUGUUUACGUAUCCAGUAAAGGGAGUACCUGUGAAAUAUCAUGUUGUUUUUGAGCUACUAUAUGAUAGCUAUUAUGAUGGGGGGGGCUGCUAAGAGAAACCAGUUUUCCCAGUAAUCCAUAAAUUGCAAGUGGAAAUGUUGAGUUUUAUAUUUGUAAGACUUUGAGGCUAUACCAGAAUUUCAGCAGGGCCCCAUCUCUAAAGCCCCUCUCCUUUGAUGCAGGCUCAAACACUGACAUACUCCCACACUGCCAUCAGCUUACACAAGCUGGUUUGAGUAAUUGCACUCCUACAUGGAUGGAUUUCUAUGCUUUUGUUAAUAACAUCGAGAAAACAUGCCUCAAAGCAUUUUUCUUCUUUUUGUUUCUUUUUUUGAGGAAUUCUUUGCCUCCAUCACACCAUGGAGGAUACUUUACACAUUAAAGAGAGACUUCAAGUUUAAAGGACAACCAAAUAUCACGGUCACAUUCAACUCUGCUUGGAAGUCGUGCCUCUGUGUUUUUCUAAAAAUGACUUUCCUCUUGUUGCUCAUUGUUGCAGCUUUCCAAACUUCACUUUCGAGCUAUUACGUCACAGACUUUCCUGAAAAUAAUUUAGCAGGUGAUACCAGGUGCCAAGGAUACUAGAUAAAGGCUGAGGACAGCAUUCCUGGCUUUGACGGAUGAUUCCUUCUCAGCCCAUUUGUUAUAUUGUUGGCCUCCGUGUUGAAAGAGGAUGAGGAACUCUGGAACCACAGGUGUCCCGGCUCUGUAGGGGCUCUGGACCUGAGCUCACGGUGGAAACAGGACAAGUGGGGCGGGAAUUGCAGAAAAGGAUGAUAAAGUUGCUAUUGCUAAAGGCAUUCAUCCAUUUUUCUGCAAGAGGCAUUCAAAUUGGGAGAAUGUAAUGAAUUUAACCUUGGGAUUUAAACAUUUGAAGGGAUCCACGUACCAGCAGCUGGCACUGCAAGACUGGGAAACUUUGGUUUCAUCUUGACUGUACCCAACACUGUUUAUACUGAUUCUGAAUUUAAUAGACCAUAGAAAGACGAAAGUUUAUUUACUUAAAAAAUGGAAAUAUAGUGUCACAGGCAAUUUAUAUCCAUUUUGUGUUGGAAAACCAUCUUUCAAAAAGAAUCUGGAGCAACAGCAGCCUCCUGUGGCUGUGCUGAUGACCCAUGUAUAUUGAUCCCGUUACAACGCAGUCUGGAGAAUAUAAGAACUUUUACAAUUUAGUCUAAUUUGUAUGAAAUCAAUGUGGAAAAGAACAACAAUCGACGAGGAAUUUAUUAAUGCGUCCACAUCGAUAUGUACUGAUGGAAAAACUGGCAGAAAUGGUAAAUGACAAAAUCCUACUAAGAAAUUGUGAGCAUCAAAUAAAUCAUAUAAAAAGGACAAUUUGUUGUCCUACUGACAAGACGGGAAAGUUUUAAUGAUGACAAAUGCAACCAUGACAAAUAAAGAGGGGAAAAAACAAGAAAAUGCAUUGUAUAAUAUCUUAGAAAAUAAGAUAACUAUUGUUAUUAUUUUUGCUAACAAAGUAUUAUUCUUAAUUAAUCAGGAAACGGGUAUAUCAGUAAUGCUUUCCAUAAGAAUCUACUCUGUAUCUCAUCAACUUCAAAAGAACAUUUUUGGCACAACUUCCAUCGUUUUAAUUUUGACAUCCACGUUAGAUGAAUAAAUGAACUGUCAAAGGUGAGCGAAGUGGAAUUGAGAGUGCUUUGUGUUUAAAUUAAAUAAAAAUCUGUGGGAUUUAUAACAGAACUAAAUGAAUAAUUAGUUAUAAAUAUGUUUUUUUCUAACAACUUGCUGGCUGAUUUAUAAACAUGCUGAUGAUGAGUUGUGUUUUAUUCACUUUAAUUCCUCUAUGAAUGACCCCACUGGAAAGGGAUUCAACACUUGGCUUCUGUGCCGUCACUAUUUUAUGUUGUUUGUUGACUCAGAUGUUACGUUUGAAAAGAAAAAUGUGUACACUUGCUUUUGUGAAAAAGGUUGACUUAAUUUUUAAUCACACUGAAAUCUGGAUCAUAUGAGGACUAUUGUUUUCUAGAAAGCUUCGUCAAAUAGUGAUAUUGUGUUCAUUUUUUUCUUUGUUUUUACCUUUUUUAACCAUUUUAUUUAGUUGACCCCUAAAACCAAAGAUGUUUCCCUCACAGAAGAAAACUUCCUGCCACUUGUGUUUAAAUAUGUUAUGCUACUUCUUGAUGCAUCUUGUAAACACGCAGGCAUUUCUUUUCAAACUUUAGUAUUGCAAACAUGAAUAAAGAUUUUUUUUAACACUAAA